AUGGCCCCUUCAGUUGCACAGGAACCGUCAGUUUCGUGGCCAACACAGGUGCAGCCGAAACCAACACCGUCUUCUGGACGACCUCGAAACAUCGACCCGAUAAACUCUUUGAACUUUCCGUCUCAUUUGCAACCUGAAAAAUAUGAGAUUCAGGGAACUCAUCCCGAAUCAAAGAUCCUGUUCACUGAUGUCAACAUUCUUGAUUCGACCGGCCGUGAGCCAUACCGUGGCGAUGUCCUGAUUGAGGGCGAGCGCAUAGUAGAGGUAGGGCAUGUUGCAAACAAAGAAGAUCAUAUCAAAGACGCUCGGGUUCGCGUGUUCAGCGGCCGUGGUCGGACACUCAUGUCGGGCUUGGGCGAUGCUCACGCUCAUUUCACCUGGAACGGCACCGAUCUCGCCAGACUCGGCGAGCUUGACGUCGAAGAACAUGUCCUGCUCACCAUGCGAAGUGCCCAAUGCUUUUUGGACUCUGGCUACACUAUGGCUUUUGGCGCUGCCUCGGCCAAGAAGCGCCUCGACGUCGUCAUCCGAAACGCCAUCAACGCGGGUGACAUCCCGGGACCCCGGUAUCUGGCCAACGGUAAGGAGAUGUGCCGGCGGGGCGGGGACUUGGUCGCCUCCAUUUCCGCUUUCGCGGAUGGUCCGGAGGAGAUGCGUGAGGUCAUUCGGGAGCAUAUUGCACUUGGUGUAGAUAACAUCAAGCUCAGUAUGUCGGGGGAGGAGAUCACUGAAACCAGGUCGGCGCAGGAUUGCUACUUCACUGAUGAAGAAACGGCUGCUUGCGUCGACGAGGUACACAAGCGAGGCAAACGGCUUUGCGCACAUGCCCGCGCGCGGGACUCGGUGAAGAUGUGCGCGAAGCAUGACGUUGACGUAAUCUUCCAUGCUUCUUACAUUGACGACGAAGGGAUGCGGAUGCUCGAAGAAAAGAAGACGAGGAUUGUCGUUGCUCCGGCCAUCAAUUGGCUGGUCGCAACGCUCAAUGACGCUGAGGUGUUUGGGUACCCGAAAGAGCAAGCGGAGAAGGUUGGGUAUCGGAGGGAGCUCGAUACUGCUGUCGCCGCGCUGCGCGAAAUGCAUCGACGCGGUAUUGUUGUUCUACCUGGAGGUGAUUACGGCUUUGCUUGGACUCCUCAUGGCACGUAUGCGCGUGACCUCGAGCACUUCGUCCGCUUGCUUGGGUUCACGGAGCACGAAGCUAUCAUUGCUGCGACCAGUGGUGUGGCCAAGUUGUUCAUGCGGGAGAAUGAGCUGGGAAAAAUCCUCCCCGGAUACUACGCUGACUGCAUACUCGUUGAUGGAAAUCCUCUGGAGGAUAUAUCAAUCCUGCAGGAUCACGACAGGCUCAACAUUAUUGUCAUGAAUGGACGGGUUCAUAAGGCUGGUAGGAGGGAAUACGUGCGUGACCUCACUGCUUUGCCCGGGGGCGUGGAGGCAAUUGAAUUUCCGGAGGUGAAGAAAGCCAUGCAGAAAAGUUACUAG
This is a messenger RNA of Lasiodiplodia theobromae, 1482 nucleotides long. RefSeq lists its product as uncharacterized. The record is from RefSeq and is a predicted model, not a curated record. The coding region runs from base 1 to 1482 and encodes 493 amino acids. The transcript is spliced from 6 exons. Gene Ontology annotation, molecular function: hydrolase activity, acting on carbon-nitrogen (but not peptide) bonds. NCBI's taxonomy places the organism in Eukaryota, Fungi, Ascomycota, Dothideomycetes, Botryosphaeriales, Botryosphaeriaceae.